GGAGCCUUACUCUUCAUCUCCCCCACCCAUCAAACAAAAGUUCUUCAUCAAACACUAAACCUGAUAAUCGCAACCAAACCCUAAAAAAUUGAAGACGAACGAGUUACUGGCAUGACGUCGAAUGAAUCUGUUCUUCCGAUUCCACAACUAAACAAAGAUUUAAAGCAGAAUAAUGUGGGACAGAAAGAAAGAAGAAACCGGAGAGUCUUAGGUAAUAUCGGAAAUCUUGCUCCAACCAUUGUUGUCGAAGCUGGAAAACCGACUCAGAUAUCUCGCCCCAUCACAAGAAAUUAUUGUGCACAAUUGGCUGCAAAUGCACACGGAGCAGCAGGCAAGAAUGUUAAGAUACAGAAACCACAAUCGGAAACUAACAAUGGUGAAGAAGUAGUAUUGAAAAAUCAAGAAGAAACGCCAAGAAGAAGAGCGAAAAAGCCUUCAAAGUCGCUAACCGCAGUUCUCUCUGCUCGUAGUAAAGUUGCUUGUGGGAUCACAUCAAAACCUAAAGAUCCGGUGGUUAACAUAGACGAAUCCGACAUCAAUAACGAACUGGCUGAAGUCGAAUACGUUGAAGACAUUUACAAGUUCUACAAACUCUCAGAAACCGAAGGCGGGUUACAGGAUUACAUGAACUCACAGCCGGAACUAAACGCUAAAAUGAGAGGUAUUUUGAUAGAUUGGUUGAUUGAAGUUCACCGAAAGUUUAACAUGAUGCCAGAGAGUCUUUACCUCACUAUCAACAUUGUGGACCGAUAUCUCUCUAUGCGAAAAGUUGCCCGAAGAGAAUUUCAGUUGGUUGGUAUGAGUGCAAUGCUCAUUGCUUGCAAAUAUGAGGAAAUUUGGCCACCGGAAGUCAACGAUUUGAUCGCGAUUUCAGACAAUGCGUACUCGGGAGAACAGAUUCUGGUUAUGGAGAAAGCGAUUCUUGGUCAACUGGGUUGGUAUUUGACCGUACCUACACCGUAUGUGUUUCUUGUUCGGUAUACAAAGGCUUCAAUACCUUCUGAUGAUGAGAUGGAGAACAUGGUGUUUUUCCUGACUGAUCUGGGUUUGAUUCACUACUCGGUUAUUAUAGCGAAUAAUCCCUCAAAGCUAGCGGCUGCGGCUGUUUAUGCUGCUAGGUCCACCCUUAACAAGACCCCGGUUUGGACCGAAACAUUGAAACAUCACACGGGGUACUAUGAAGAGGAGCUAAGGGAGUGUGCCAAGAUGUUGGUGAGUUUUCAUGCUAGUGCUAAUGAGGCUAAGUUGAAGGCAGUGUAUAGGAAGUAUGUAAAUCCAGAGAGGGGUGCGGUGGCUCUUUUCCCUCCGGCGAGAAGUCUAUUGGCCGAGGUUGUUGUUGCUGGUGCGUCGUCGUGAAAAAGGCUUGGUUGGUUUGUGGUUUGGUGUGGAUUAUUUGUUUUUGAUUGUGAUCAUUUUUCUGUUAUGAUCAUGUUUUGAUGACCCUUUAUGAUCAAGAUUAGUAUGUUUCCUAUUUGGUGAUUGACAUCUUUUCC
Helianthus annuus (common sunflower) is the source of this 1493-nucleotide messenger RNA. RefSeq names its product G2/mitotic-specific cyclin S13-7. Lineage: Eukaryota; Viridiplantae; Streptophyta; Magnoliopsida; Asterales; Asteraceae. Gene Ontology annotation, biological process: regulation of cyclin-dependent protein serine/threonine kinase activity; mitotic cell cycle phase transition. Gene Ontology annotation, molecular function: cyclin-dependent protein serine/threonine kinase regulator activity. The coding region runs from base 112 to 1356 and encodes 414 amino acids. The record is from RefSeq and is a predicted model, not a curated record. The transcript is spliced from 7 exons. Gene Ontology annotation, cellular component: nucleus; cytoplasm; centrosome.